This is a messenger RNA of Otolemur garnettii (small-eared galago), 2053 nucleotides long. It is a transcript of the gene TPH2, whose product is annotated as tryptophan hydroxylase 2. Lineage: Eukaryota; Metazoa; Chordata; Mammalia; Primates; Galagidae. Bases 473 to 1948 code for a protein of 491 amino acids. Gene Ontology annotation, biological process: aromatic amino acid metabolic process; serotonin biosynthetic process. The record is from RefSeq and is a predicted model, not a curated record. The transcript has 11 exons. Gene Ontology annotation, cellular component: neuron projection. Gene Ontology annotation, molecular function: tryptophan 5-monooxygenase activity; iron ion binding.
AGGAUUCAGCAGUGCUCAUCUUUUAAACAUGAUUUUUCUAAUUUUGUAAAGAAAGGACAAAAUCUUUGAAUUCACACAUCCUUAAAAGACUGAGGUUAACUUGUCAGUGGCAGACUUGAGAGAUGACAGCUAACGUCAAGGGAAGGAUGAUUUCCUGUCCAAAUACCCACUUGUGUAUUAUUCUCAACCACCCUGCCCAAACUGCUACUCGACCUAUGAAACAAAUCACACCAUGAGCACAGAUGACUCCAGACUUCAGGUCUGUAAUCUGAUCGUGGCCCUCGGCAACCAGAAAUGAGUUUCUUUCUAAUCAGCCUUCCAUCAGUGCCCAGUCACGCAUAUAAAGGAGUUCGGGGUGGGAGGCUUUGCACUGCUCUUCAGCACCAGGGCUGUGGACAGCAGAAUCUCCGCCAGCUUCGCUGCUGCACCGCCAGUCCCCCUGUUGCAGAGAAGGGAAAUUGCAUCUGGAUCCAUGCAGCCGGCAAUGAUGAUGUUUUCAAGUAAAUACUGGGCAAGGAGAGGGUGUUCCCUGGACUCAGCGGUGCCUGAAGAGCAUCAGCUGCUGGGCAGCUUCGCACUAAAUAAAGCUAACUCUGGCAAAAGCGAAGACAAGAAAGGCAGCCAGGGGAGCAGCAGAGGCGAGGCCGCCGCUGAGAGUGGCAAGACGGCAGUUGUGUUCUCCUUGAAAAACGAAGUUGGCGGCUUGGUGAAGGCGCUGAGGCUCUUUCAGGAGAAACACGUCAACAUGGUUCAUAUUGAGUCUAGGAGAUCCAGACGAAGGAGUUCUGAGGUCGAAAUCUUCGUGGAUUGUGAGUGCGGCAAAACAGAAUUCACUGAGCUCAUUCAGUUGCUGAAAUUUCAAACCACAAUUGUGACUCUGAAUCCGCCGGAGACCAUUUGGACAGAGGAAGAAGAGCUGGAGGAUGUGCCCUGGUUCCCCCGGAAGAUCUCUGAGUUAGACAGAUGCUCUCACAGAGUUCUCAUGUAUGGUUCUGAGCUUGAUGCCGACCACCCAGGAUUUAAGGACAAUGUCUAUCGGCAGAGAAGAAAGUAUUUUGUGGAUGUGGCCAUGAGUUAUAAAUAUGGUCAGCCCAUUCCCAGGGUGGAGUACACAGAAGAAGAAACUAAAACUUGGGGCGUUGUAUUCCGGGAGCUCUCCAAACUCUAUCCCACUCAUGCUUGCCGAGAGUAUUUGAAAAACUUCCCUCUGCUGACUAAAUACUGUGGCUACAGGGAGGACAAUGUCCCUCAACUUGAAGAUGUCUCCAUGUUCCUGAAAGAACGGUCUGGCUUCACGGUGAGACCGGUGGCUGGAUACCUGAGCCCACGAGACUUUCUGGCGGGACUGGCCUACAGAGUGUUCCACUGUACCCAGUACAUCCGGCACGGCUCAGACCCCCUCUACACCCCAGAACCAGACACGUGCCAUGAACUCUUGGGACAUGUGCCGCUGCUUGCAGAUCCCAAGUUUGCUCAAUUUUCACAAGAAAUAGGUCUGGCAUCCCUGGGAGCAUCGGAUGAAGACGUUCAGAAACUAGCCACAUGCUAUUUCUUCACAAUCGAGUUUGGCCUCUGCAAACAAGAAGGACAACUGCGGGCUUAUGGAGCAGGGCUUCUCUCCUCCAUCGGGGAAUUAAAGCAUGCCCUUUCUGACAAGGCGUGUGUGAAAGCCUUUGACCCGAAGACGACUUGCUUGCAGGAAUGCCUUAUCACCACCUUCCAGGAAGCCUACUUUGUCUCAGAAAGUUUCGAAGAAGCCAAAGAAAAGAUGAGGGACUUUGCAAAGUCAAUCACCCGUCCCUUCUCAGUGUACUUCAAUCCCUACACUCAGAGCAUUGAAAUUCUGAAAGACACCAGAAGCAUUGAAAAUGUGGUGCAGGACCUUCGCAGCGACCUGAACACAGUGUGUGACGCCUUAAACAAGAUGAACCAGUACUUGGGGAUCUGAUGCCUGGAAGCCGUGUUGUCGGCUGGGCCAUCUUCUUGGGACCUAGCAGCAAUUCUGUCACUGAAGCUGGUGUUGCCCUUCUGUGUCAUGGCCUGGCUACUUAGC